GUAUAAUUUCAGUUUUUUUCCCCCUCAGUUCUUGUAACUGUCAGCAGCAGACCAUCAUCACCAAGGCCAGUUCUGUGCCAGGAUUCAUCUUAUUCAGGUACUGAAUCUGGACAUCUGCUGGACAAUCCUGAAACACAUCUCACCCUUCCAUCCACAUCCUUUCUCCCGCGUGCUGAUCUAGCAUGCGGCCUCUCAGGAUGUUGGGCCAUCUCAUGCUCAUGUUUUUACUGUGUGAGGCAGACAGUACAUGCCCAACUGAGUCCAACCCUCUCACCGUGCAUCCUCCUGAGGUCAUAGGAGAAUAUGGAGAGUCAGUCAUGGUAAACUGCACAAACACAGAAUUGAUAUUUGAAGAGAUGUACUGGAGAAGUGGAAACACAACCUCUGAAAAAGAAGAAGAGCAGUAUUUUAUUGGAUGGUCGGUGCCACUGUCAGACUGGCAUGUAACGGCCGAGUGCGUAAUAAAGCUGGACGAUUCUGCUGAAUGCAGCAAAGACGCUGAAAUCACUGUAUACAAGAAUCCGGUGAAGGUCGACCUGUUUCCUACAAAGCAUACAAACUCUGCGGUGGCAGAGAAACCAUAUGAGCUGCAGUGUGAUAUCCAAGAGGUUGCUCCUGUUCAAAACCUCAUUGUUAGGUGGUACAUAGACAAUCAAUACUUGAAGACGGACAAUUUCACCAACACAUCCAAAACACCAGUAAAUACAUUCUCUACUAGGAACGUCGUCCUCAGAAAAGAUCAGCAUGGAGCUCAGGUGAGGUGUGAGGCUCAGCUUGAUGCUCCGGAGCUCAAGAACCCUGACAAUAUUGUUGUUCGUGAGGGUGAUGACAUCACCCUGACCUGUGAAGUGGAGGCCAAUCCUCCUCCUGUCUUUAAUUGGACCAGGGAUAGGGUGAAUAUGUUGGAGAACACGAAUGAGCUCAACGUUAUUCGAAUCAAGGCCAGCACAACCUACAGCUGUGUAGCUUCCAAUUACCUGGGAAACAUCACGAAGAUCUUCAAUGUACGUGUGAUACCAAGGCCAACAGCUCUUGCAGCCAUACCUACCACUAUGGCUUCACCAAAAAAAGGUUGCCCCCUAGAGUUGAUGCCUGCUGAAGCUGUGGUGAAAUUCGGAGAUCCAGUUUCAGUUAACUGCAGCACAACAGACCCAGAUUUUUUGCAAAUGGGCUGGGAGGCUCCAUUUGGAGGCACAGGGUUUGAAAACUCUUCUCUGGUAACCUGGAAGGUUGAUAAACUGCAAGAGUGGACAAUAGAAUCUAAGUGCUUGGUGACUCUGACCUAUGACCAGUGCUCUGUGAUGCCAGACAUCACUGUUUAUAAGACUCCAGACUCCGUGACGGUCUCUGCAUUGGAUGGUGGUCCGAUGGUGGAGGGCACGGAAUAUAAGCUCAAUUGUGACAUCAUCAAUGUUACUCCUCAGGAGAAGCUCCAAGUGAAGUGGUACAAAGGCAGUGAAAUGGUGCACAGACAAACGUUUAAUGACACCAGUGUGACCCCAGUCAAUGUGUCCUCUACCUUGAUAGUCACUCCUAGCAGAAAUGACGACAGAGCACUUUUUAAAUGUGUGGCUGAGCUCCACCUUGGACCAAACGGGCCAGAGCUCGUCCCUGCUGAAGAAUCAUUACCAUACACUGCUGUUGUGCACUAUAAGCCACGGAUCCAAAAUUGUCCCAGCAGUUACAGCGGUAUGGAACACAAAUUCCAUAUGGACAGUUUGAUCUGUAAGGCUGAUGGGAACCCUGAACCCGCGCUUCAUUGGUACUAUCAAGGAAAACCGAUCAUUGCAUCUGAGCCGCUCACUAGGGCUCGCUCAGGAGAGUACACAGCUACAUUUGUGAAUAGCCUUGGCAACAUCAGCACUACAGUUCAUAUCACAAUCGAAUAUCCACCUUCAUUUACCUGCGAUAAAAGCUACGUGGUUCAAGCGGAUGUUAAACUCCAAAAUGAGUGUGAGCCACAGGGAGAACCUAAACCUGACAUAAUCUGGUUUAAAGAUGGAAAACGGAUGACAACCCCACAGUACUGGAGAAAGCAUGAGAGUGGAAAUUAUUUACUAAUAGCCAAAAACAAUUAUGGAACAGUCAAUCACACCUUUUAUCUCAAUGUUUUGUAUGCUCCUGUGUUCAAGGAGGAAAAUUACACUGUGGAGGUGACCGUGGAUGGAAAUGUGACGUUUGAAUGCCAUGCUGAGGGUAACCCUGCCCCUGAGAUCCGUUGGAAGUACACCUCUGCAGACAAUGUAAUGGAGACCACUGGGGGGCGCCAGAAGAACAUCACCGUCACAGGAGCCACGUCUACCAAUGCUGGUGUUUACAUCUGUGUUGCCACGAAUAAAGUUGGGAGUGUGGCAAGAUCUGUCACACUGGUGAUAAAAGAUCCAUUCCUCAUCUGGAUUUUGAUAAUUAUAUUGAUCAUUGUCCUCCUCCUCCUCCUCCUCCUCCUCCUCAUUGCCUGUUACUGCAACCGCAGGAAGAAACAGAGAAAAUAUAGUUUAGUCUCUACCAACAUCCCUAUGACUCCAAAGGCUAACGGGGUUCAAGCUUAGGAUAUUUAUUACUGAAUAGGUACGAUUAAAUCAGCUGCAAUCAGAUAUAGCUUUUGUUUUGGCCUGUAAAUACAGUAUUAUCAUUUCAGCUUUUGUCUAUUUUUUGUGUUUUUAUUUUACAAACGUGUUAUUGUGGGAAGGUACGUAGCUCAUUAUGUUCAUUUAAUAUUAAUAAAGUUACACAAUACCCUGUG
Messenger RNA from Morone saxatilis (striped sea-bass), 2743 nucleotides. RefSeq names its product intercellular adhesion molecule 5 (gene icam5). Bases 183 to 2549 code for a protein of 788 amino acids. Gene Ontology annotation, cellular component: membrane. Gene Ontology annotation, molecular function: integrin binding. The transcript is spliced from 10 exons. Gene Ontology annotation, biological process: cell-cell adhesion. The record is from RefSeq and is a predicted model, not a curated record. NCBI's taxonomy places the organism in Eukaryota, Metazoa, Chordata, Actinopteri, Moronidae.